Messenger RNA from Penicillium paradoxum, 1818 nucleotides. RefSeq names its product putative C6 transcription factor (AmyR). The record is from RefSeq and is a predicted model, not a curated record. The transcript has 3 exons. Gene Ontology annotation, molecular function: DNA-binding transcription factor activity, RNA polymerase II-specific; DNA binding; zinc ion binding. The coding region runs from base 1 to 1818 and encodes 605 amino acids. Lineage: Eukaryota; Fungi; Ascomycota; Eurotiomycetes; Eurotiales; Aspergillaceae. Gene Ontology annotation, biological process: regulation of DNA-templated transcription; DNA-templated transcription.
AUGUCCAAGCAACUAAAUCCCUCCAAACAAGCAUGCGACAACUGUCGCCGUCGCAAGAUCAAAUGUUCUCGCGAACUGCCCUGCGACAAAUGCCAGCGGCUACUUCUUUCCUGUUCAUAUAGCGAUGUCCUCCGUCGCAAGGGGCCCAAAUUCCGCACUCUAUAUCCACUGGCCCCAAUUCACCCUCUCUCAUCUCGAGUCAAAGUCACCGAGCAGCAAUAUCCCGACAAAGACAGUGGCGAGAUUCCAGAUUACCAGUUCAAUUCACCCAUCUCGCCGGAAUUCAUCAUCCCAGACUCCCAAUUCACCGGCCAGGACUUCUCGGAUACUUUCUCACACCUUCCACCACCAGAACUUGUCUCUUCACCGGGCUCGACUGACUCAACGGUCGAAUCCGCUAUCGGCUAUGGCUACAUUAACCCACAGCCACACCCACGCCGUCUCUCAUCACAGAUCCUUCUCGCACACGUCAAUGUAUAUCUCAAGUACUUAUUCCCCAUCAUGCCUGUCGUGCGUGGCGAGCAACUCCGGCUAGACUGCCAUGCGCCAGAGCAUCUGUCACCGCGACGGUAUGCCUUUCUAGCAUCACUAUGUGCUGCGACCCACAUCCAGCUGAAGCUGGAUGGAACGACGCCAGUGCCGGAUCCUGAGCGGCUGCAGAGACUUGGAGCUGGACACUCACUGAUGUCUGGAGAAGAUCUCCUUUCAGAGGCGGUGCGGGCACGUCGGGAAUACGACGUUUUGGAAGAACUUAGCACGGAGUCGCUUUUGACUUCGUUCUUUUUGUUCGCAUCGUAUGGCAACCUUGAUCGACAGGAUCAAGCUUGGUUCUAUCUAUGCCAGGCAACCUCCUUUGCUUUUACGCUUGGCUUACAUCGUGAGCCGACGUAUGCUGAGUAUGAGGUUGAGGAGGCGGAGGAAAGACGCCGUGUAUUUUGGCUUUUAUUUAUCACAGAGAGAGGCUAUGCCCUUCAGCAAGCGAAGCCGGUUAUGCUACGCAGCUCUAUCCAUAAACCUCAGGUUCUUUGCUCAGAGGAUCCCAUCUUGGCCUAUGGGUUCAUCAACCUGAUCAACAUCUUUGAGAACCUCACUCCGGGCCUCUAUGAUUGGGUCUCUGCCGGGAGUGGAGAUGGCAUCCUGGAGAGGCCGCCUACUUCGGCCAUCCAAUCGAGUCUUUGCAAGCCUAUCUCUCUUGAUGGCGUUCUCGAGAUCCAACAGGUGGAUAUCUUGAUCACUCAACAAUGGCUGCAGGCAAUGAUGUGGAAGUUGUCUAUGAGCCAUGCUUCGCAGUCUGGCGCGCGCGAUGAUGCAGUCUUGCCAUUUCACCUCCCCGUGAUGGUGGGUAAAUCUGUGAUGAGCGUGAUUGGCGCUGCCUCACAAGGCGCUGUGGAUGCCCAUGGAAUUGGAAUGGAACAGAAACUUUUUGAUCUGGGAGUCUCUGUCGCUGACGUGACAAGAUCUCUCGGACCAAAAGCUGUCCACAGACUGGCAGAGUCGAUUAUUGACCCAAAUGAGUUGCUGUGGGGUAUUCUUCAUACCCUUUCUCAGAUUCGGGGCUCCCCCUCGUAUCUUUUCCCUACAUUGUUGGAUCGCUGCAGAACCGUCCUUGGACUCGACUGCACGAUCAACACUGGGAACUUCCUUCCUAUCCUCGGUGCUGCCGUGCCGGAUCAGUUGGCCUCAUGGUCUGGUCAACAUGUCUGGGAUUAUACUGGCAGCACUGAGGAUCUUGCACUUCACGAUGUAGAGAGCCAAGCUGAGGCCUCCCAUCCACCGGUAUCCCAGGAACUGAGUUUCCAGAAUUGCCUCCUGGGGUAA